Drosophila novamexicana is the source of this 660-nucleotide messenger RNA. Its product is annotated as tetratricopeptide repeat protein 12. Lineage: Eukaryota; Metazoa; Arthropoda; Insecta; Diptera; Drosophilidae. Gene Ontology annotation, molecular function: protein binding. The record is from RefSeq and is a predicted model, not a curated record. Bases 1 to 660 code for a protein of 219 amino acids. The transcript is spliced from 4 exons.
AUGUAUUCACUGCAACAUCCGCAAAUGGAUGAGAGUUUCUUGCAGCUCGAUUCAAAGGUUGACGAAGUUAUGAAUUUGUUGCGAGGCAUUAAAAAACCAAAUGCAGAGGAGGCUGAAACGGAAUCGGAAGAGACGGCAGGAAGUGUCACAGACGACAAUUUUAUGGUCACCGCGAGGAAAAAUCAAAUUGAGGGAAAAGGAAAUACUCUGAAUAGCGCCAAGGACCGCCUUACAUUCAUGAGACAGGUGGAAGUGGACCAGGCUGAGCGGUCCAAAGCACGCCUAGAACGCGAGCGCGUGGCGCAGAAAUUUAGAAAGCUUGGCAACUCUGAUUAUCGCAAGGGAGACUACGAGAGUGCUGUGCGUAUGUACAGUCAAGCUCUGGAAAAUAUUAAAGACAGUCCCAUAUUGUACAUAAAUCGAUCUCUGUGCUUUAUCAAGUUGGGUCGUUUCAAACGUGCUAUCAUCGAUUGUGACUUUGUGUUGAACAAGUUGGACGAAAAGAACAUGAGAGCCUGGCUGUAUCGCGCCAUGGCCUAUAAAAGCUUAAACGACGAGGCCAGCUUUGAGAACUGUAUUAAAUAUGUGCGUAAAUAUCAUUCCAAGCAACUGGAAUUCAUAGACGCUUUUAUUGAAAAAAUUAAAAGUAAAAAGGACUAA